Messenger RNA from Octopus sinensis (East Asian common octopus), 1434 nucleotides. RefSeq lists its product as uncharacterized. The coding region runs from base 58 to 1014 and encodes 318 amino acids. The transcript is spliced from 10 exons. Lineage: Eukaryota; Metazoa; Mollusca; Cephalopoda; Octopoda; Octopodidae. The record is from RefSeq and is a predicted model, not a curated record.
GCGUUCUAGAAUUCAUUUUUCGACAUUUGUCUGCAUUUGAAGGCUGAAGGUGUCCCAAUGGAGUCUGCCGAGCCAAGCCAAGAUUAUCAGGAAGCAUAUGAUACAAAGAAAUCAUCAACAAGUAUGGUAUCAUUUAAACAAAAACUGUCCAAACCUCGUUGUUGUAAGUGGAUGAGAGAUAAACUUGGUCUAGAUUCUAGUGUCAAAACUUCAUUACUCAAAUCAAGUAAAAACAUAUACUCCUUAUACAAUCUUGUGUCUAAAACACAUGCAGCUAGCUACAGCCAGCUUAAUUUGGCCAAAGAUCGUUUAGAGAAGCUUAACGAAACGUACAACAAUAUCAUAAGAGAGAAAGAAAACAAAGGAGAAGUUAUUACUGCAUUGGAAAAUAAAUUGAACAAUUUGAAUAAUGAAAAGGACAUUUUCGUCAAAUAUAUAAAACAAUUUAGAAAGAGAAAACAAGAACUCAAGGAUGAAGAACAUCGACUGCAACGGAAGCUGGAAUCACUGAAAACUGAGUUCGAUAAAGAAAAGGUCAACUUGGAUGAUUUAACGGAAGAAAUGAGCGCCUUCUUAGCUAUCAAGGCGGCCCAGUUAUCAACAAAUGACGAAAUGAGAGCUAUGGCGACAUCGCAACUGGAAAGCUUAAAGGAAAUUGCGAAAUCUUUGAAAACUUCAAGAAAUGCCCACGAUGCUCUCUGCUUACUGAAAGACGAAAUCCAAAUAAAUCCCGAACCUACAGUAAUAGAAAUAAACAAAAGAAAGAAAUCCAAGAUGAAGCGUUUAAGCCAAAGUAGUUCGCCUAUUUUGCAUCGUGAUUCCAAAACAAAACACAAUUCUAUUCAGAAGACAGUGAUUGAAAAAACUAUUUCUUCCGAUACAAAGUCAAAGAAUUGGGAAUCGUCGGAAAUGAGCAAAACAAGUCUCAUUCAGUCUAUUAGUGCAGACCAUUUUGACGACUCAUUAACACCGAUAUCUUCCGACGACAGCAUGCAGUCUAUGCUAAAAAGGUAACGUAGAAGAUGUACAUGAGAAACAAAAUGGACAAAUUUCGUGAAGAAUUUUACUUAUUAAUGGAUAUGUAUAUAUAAAAUGUUCUGGCUCUAUUUUAAUAUAUAUAUAUAUAUAGAACGACAAUCAGCAGCAAGAUUUUCUUCAAAUCUUAUAAAUGCAAAAUAUUUGUAGUGUGUGUAUGUCCGGAUUAGAUUAUACACAUGAAAUUCUCGGGUGGAACGUCUCGAUUCCCUUGACAGAGUGUCACUAUUGGUCGUUGAUCAUUGAUACGAAAUAGACAUUAGUUUAUGUGGAUGGAGGAUCUACUAAAAGAUAUUCAUCGUAACUGGAAGCAUAUGCUGCCUGAUAUUAUUUUCUCUCAUUCAAACUGCAAGAACUAUUUUAAAUGAGCUAUCCGGCCAGAAUAAAAAUAUAGUGAAA